This is a messenger RNA of Pseudogymnoascus verrucosus, 1231 nucleotides long. RefSeq lists its product as uncharacterized. The record is from RefSeq and is a predicted model, not a curated record. NCBI's taxonomy places the organism in Eukaryota, Fungi, Ascomycota, Leotiomycetes, Thelebolales, Thelebolaceae. The coding region runs from base 302 to 1231 and encodes 309 amino acids. The transcript is spliced from 2 exons. Gene Ontology annotation, molecular function: arylformamidase activity.
CAUUUUCUGUGUUCAAGCGAAUAAAUCACGUGCUUUGUAUCACGUGAAAUUGUUACAUCCGUCGUCACUCGCGAGGCGGGUACCAUCGGUGCGGGGGAGAGGUACAGAAAUACAUAUUUAUAAACCUCUGUGACAGCGGACCACGAACGGGAGCGUACAGAUGUGAGGGUUUCAUUUUAUUUCAAUUUUAUUUCAUUUCUUCUGUGUGUGACGAGAGAUCGGAUAGUCGGGACAGACAGUCGGUUUAUAAAAAAGAGAGGGGGAUCGGGAUUUAGAAAGACGUAUUUACGGAGCAAUUGUUAUGAUGGCGGUGGAGAUGCCGCUGAAGCAUGUUAGGCACAGCUAUCGAGAGGGGGAGGAGGUGACGGCGCUGAGUACUCUUGAUGUUUGGCUUCCUGGAACAAAUCAAGAUGGAAGCAGUCCUGAGGGAAUUUGGAUGGUUUUCAUCCACGGCGGCGCCUGGCGCGACCCCCUCAUAGACUCCACAAGCUUCAAACUCACCAUUGACAUCCUCUCCCAAAACGCUCCGCAAUCACAACCCCCCUCCCCAAUCGCCGGUUACGCAUCAAUCAACUACCGCCUCUCGCCCUACCCCUCCCACCCCACCUCCCCCAGCACCGCUGGGGACUCUAGCAGAGCUGCAAGACACCCCGAGCACCUGGACGACGUGACGGCGGCGCUGUUGUUGCUGGAGGAGAAGUAUAGGAUUGCAGGGAGGUAUCUGCUGGUGGGACAUAGCUGUGGGGCUACGCUUGCGUUCCAACUCCCCGAGACGAUGGAGGGGGGGGAGAAAUUGCCGCUGCCGUUGGGGAUGUUGGGGUCGGAGGGAAUUUAUGAUAUCCCAUCCCUAGUGGAACGGAAUAAGCACCCCUUCUACCGUGAAUUCGUCGUUGCGGCUUUUGGGGACAAGGAGGAGACGUGGAGCGCUGCGUCCCCGUCUAUUGCAUCUCCGGGGGUGAAACUCUGGGAGAAGACGGGGGUUCUGAUAAUCUCACACUCUGAUGACGACGAGUACGUUGAGAAAGAACAGAGUACGGAUAUGCUGGAGCAUAUCAAAGCGACGAAGAAGGACGGACAGGGACAGGCGGUGUAUCUCCCAGCGGACGGGAAGCAUGAUGAGAUCCAUGAGAAGGGGGUGGAGAUGGCGAGGAUCGUGGGGACGGGGUUGGAGAUGGUUUGGGUGGUUGGGUGGGGGGCGAGUUGGGAGGAUGUUAGGGGGGAAAGGAUGUAG